AUUUGAGACAUCGGUACCCAUGGACAUCCCUAGGAGUUACUACUAUUUAUUAUAAUAAACCCUAAGAACGAUAACAAAUCCUCGUUUCUUUCGUCGAGUGGACUCCUCACUCCCCAUCCGUCCAUGGCUUCUUCCUCGUCUUCGUCGUCGACGUGGAUGAUGGAGAAGGCGAGCGGGUCCCACCUAUUCAAGAUCGCCGACUACUCUCUGGCGAAGGAGAUUGGCGUGGGCAAUUCCAUCCGGUCUGCCCCUUUCACUGUCGGCGGCUACUACUGGAUUGUGGAAUGCUUUCCUUGUGGGGACGAAAAGGACAGUGCCGACUGCAUCGGCCUCUUUCUCACACUCGAAAGUGAUGUGGAUAAAAAUAAUGUACAGGUCUUCUACACUAUGAAUUUGGUAAAUUUGCUCGACCAAACUGGACCACCCUCGGAACCCUUGACCAAUGCGGACGUUUUUUCGAAAGAUAAUUGCAGUUGGGGUUGGGAUCGAUUUAUGCGGAGAGCUGAUCUCGAGAAAUCACGGUAUCUCAAAGAUGACUGCUUUACUAUCUAUUGCGCUGUUACCGUCCCGAAAGCUCCGAGAUUACAAGUUGGCAACGCAGGCGCCGUCGCGGCGCCGCCUUCCGACUUGCCCCAGCACCUCGCCCGGCUGUUGGAGAGCGGAGAGGGGACGGACGUGACCUUUGAAGUCGGCGGGGAGACUUUCGCGGCGCAUCGAUGCGUGCUCGCGGCCCGAUCACCCGUCUUCAGGGCGGAACUCUUCGGCAGUAUGAAAGAAAGGAGAGCGAGGUGCAUAAAGCUCGACGACAUGGAAGCCGCCGUAUUCAAGGCUCUGCUUCAUUUCAUCUACUCGGAUAAGCUGCCCUCGUACAUGGAAAAGCUUCACAAGGAGUCCUCGACCAUGAUGGCGCAGCACCUUCUCGUUGCUGCGGAUCGAUAUGGAUUGGAUAGGCUCAAGUUAAUCUGCGAAGACAAGUUGUGCCGAGAAAUGGAAAUCGAUACAGUGGCAAACACGUUGAACUUAGCCGAGCAGCACCAAUGCCGUCGGCUGAAAGCCAUCUGCCUCAAUUUUGUCGCCGCUCCCAGAGUGCUGGCUGCAGUCAUAGAAACAGGAGGGUUUGAGCACCUGGGAAUAAGUUGCCCCUCGGUUAUGAAGGAGCUCCUGAAGAAGAUAACUAACAUGACAGAUGAGUUACGUAGUUCGAAAAAGCGCAAGAUCGAUAAAGGCGGGAAGCGCUCCUAGUCCCUGGGCGCAAGGUGCUGGUACGCGUCUGAGAGAGAUCACUAGCUAUGUGAGUUGGCUCGACAGUGCAUGAAGUAUCUGUAGAAAGAGGUUAGGUAGUUGCUUUUGGAAGAUAAGCCAUUUUGUACAAGAACUACAUCUAUAUAUGUUCACAGAACUUAAAUGCCUUUGCGACGUUACAUUUUGUACCUAAUCAAGCAAAUGUUGAACUAAACUAGUAAUAUACCUCUUUUAACUGUUACUAACUUGUAAACAGUUCAAAUAUGAGUAACAUAACAGGUUGGAUACUUAA
Ananas comosus (pineapple) is the source of this 1534-nucleotide messenger RNA. RefSeq names its product BTB/POZ and MATH domain-containing protein 1-like. The transcript is spliced from 3 exons. NCBI's taxonomy places the organism in Eukaryota, Viridiplantae, Streptophyta, Magnoliopsida, Poales, Bromeliaceae. Bases 124 to 1242 code for a protein of 372 amino acids. Gene Ontology annotation, biological process: protein ubiquitination. The record is from RefSeq and is a predicted model, not a curated record. Gene Ontology annotation, molecular function: protein binding.